Molecule: messenger RNA, 4350 nt
Organism: Paramisgurnus dabryanus
Lineage: Eukaryota; Metazoa; Chordata; Actinopteri; Cypriniformes; Cobitidae
Gene: nr2c2
Product: nuclear receptor subfamily 2, group C, member 2
Biological process (GO): regulation of DNA-templated transcription
Molecular function (GO): DNA-binding transcription factor activity; zinc ion binding; sequence-specific DNA binding
Source: RefSeq, a predicted model, not a curated record
UCGUGCUCGAGCCGCAGUGAGCGCGCGCAAGAGGAAGGAAGAAAAACGCCUGCACGCUGGCAAACGGGGUCACGAACUAUGACCUUUCACUGGAGUAAAACAAAAACAAACAAUGUCAAAUAAACCCGACAACUAAAAAACGACACGUAUCAUUAUUACAGAUGCUUUUAUCUGAAGUGACAUACAAAUGAGGAAUGGAGGUCAUUCAUCCAGGUUGCAUUAACCUGAUAACAGCUGCAAUACACUAAAGUCAACAGAUGAAGACAAAGAAAAAGCACACUGGCGGAGCUGAUCUUUGCAAAUGUCUUACUGGCUUUUGUCCAAUUAGACAACACUAAUGACUUCACAUAGUCAUGACAACCAAUAUGGAGUUGGUGGCUCAGCAAAUAUUGACCACUGAGCAGGCUGGAGAGGUACAGUCAUCUUCAUCAGACAGCUCAGUGAUGAGCUCCUCUCCUCAGCGUAUUCAGAUCAUCUCAACUGACCCCGCUGUCACCAGCCCUCAAAGAAUACAGAUUGUGACAGACCAGCAGACAGGCCAGAAGAUUCAGAUAGUGACUGCGCUGGACUCCAAUGUUUCCAAACAGCAGUUUAUCCUGGCGUCACCUGAUGGCUCUGGUGCAGGCAAAGUCCUCCUGGCAUCACCUGAGAGCACUAGUGCCAAACAGCUCAUCUUUACCACUGCAGACAGUCUGAUGCCCAGCCGGAUUCAGUUUGUUGAUGCAGUGUCAGUAGAGAGACUUCUGGGUAAAGGAGGAGCACAGCCUGUAGAAUACUGUGUGGUGUGUGGAGAUAAAGCCUCAGGGCGACACUAUGGUGCGGUGAGCUGUGAAGGAUGUAAAGGUUUUUUUAAGAGAAGUGUGCGCAAGAGUUUGACCUACAGCUGUCGCAGUAGCCAGGACUGUGUCGUCAACAAACACCAUCGCAACCGUUGCCAAUUCUGCAGACUCAAGAAAUGUCUGGAGAUGGGCAUGAAGAUGGAGUCUGUACAGAGUGAGCGAAAACCUAUUGACCUUCCCAGAGAAAAGCCUGCCAACUGUGCUGCGUCCACAGAGAAAAUCUACAUCAGAAAAGACCUAAGGAGUCCUCUUAUCGCAACACCCACCUUCAUCACUGACAAGGACUCCUCACGGACUGGACUGUUGGAUUCUGGGAUGCUGGUCAAUAUCCAACAACCUUUAAUUCAGGCUGAUGGCACAUUACUAUUAGCUACAGACAAAACAGAGUCAGGACAGAGUGAUUUAGGAACAUUGGCCAACGUGGUUACUUCACUAGCCAAUCUAAAUGAUGCUCUUAAUAAUGGAGACACCACAGACAGCCAAAUGGAGGACUCGCCCAGUGAGAUCACACGUGCCUUUGAUACGUUGGCUAAGGCUCUGAACCCCAGUGAAGUGAUGGAGACUCAGAGUCUAUCAGAUGUGGAUGGGGUCGGUGGAUCUACAAUACAAGUGAUCAGCAGAGAUCGCAUUACACCUCUAAUAGAAGUUGAGGGACCCCUGCUUACAGACACACACGUCAGCUUCAGGUUGACAAUGCCAAGCCCAAUGCCAGAGUACCUGAAUGUGCAUUAUAUCUGUGAGUCUGCAUCACGCCUGCUUUUUCUCUCCAUGCACUGGGCGCGGUCUAUCCCAGCAUUCCUUGCUCUCGGGCAGGAGUGUAACACAGCCCUGGUACGAGCGUGUUGGAAUGAGCUGUUCACUCUGGGAUUGGCGCAGUGCGCUCAAAUAAUGAGUCUGUCUACCAUCCUCGCCGCCAUCGUCAAUCACCUACAGUCCAGCAUACAGGACGUAGACAAGCUAUCAAGUGAGCGUAUUAAACUGGUCAUGGAGCACAUAUGGAAGCUACAAGAGUUCUGCAACAGCAUGGCAAAGCUGGAGACCGAUGGAUAUGAGUAUGCUUACCUGAAAGCCAUUGCCCUCUUCAGUCCAGAUCAUCCGGGUUUAAACAGCUGUAGUCAGAUUGAGAAGUUUCAGGAGAAAGCACAGAUGGAGCUCCAUGAUUAUGUCCAGAAGACUUACCCUGAUGACACAUACAGGUUGGCACGACUACUGUUGCGUUUACCAGCACUUCGACUGAUGAGCUCCAGUAUAACAGAGGAACUUUUCUUCACUGGACUUAUCGGCAAUGUACCGAUCGACAGUAUCAUCCCAUAUAUUCUCAAAAUGGAGACUGCAGACUACAACAGCCAAAUCACAGGCCCCUCUGUGUGACCACACAUCUCAUUUGAACCCUUUUCCCAAUAUACCCUGAUCCUGACAAAUUGACGGAUUGACGUUGUAUUGGACCGACCAACAAGCUCUACCUCAAGAGGAGCUGCAAAAGCGAAUGCCACUUUUUAUGUGAGCGCUACUAUAGACUUCUUGUGUUACCGGGGACAGACGUAGGUCUCUUUCCUUUUUACUUUUAUUAAGAAAAAAAAAACUUGAGCACUUCAUUAAAUGAUUCCAGUAGGAGCUAUCCAUUCUUCAGAACUCUCCAAGAUGUUUUUUAUUAACUUAAGUAUUUACAGCAAUGGACUGUAUGAUCUUUUAACUCACAAGAUGUGAACCAGGUCAUUUUUGACACAAAUAAAAAAAGUAAUUAUGUUUAACAUAAAAAAAAUGAAGAUAAUUAUAAUGUGUGGAAGUAAACGUUUUGUGAGUUUCACUCAAAUACAUAAAAUUCUAUAGGUCAAUCUCAUGAAAAAUCAAUCAAAUGUUCGACCUUAUUCUGCCUAUUCUUAAGUCGAGUUGUAAUUUAUUGAAUAAAAUUUUAAAUUAAUUAUAAAAAAGGUCACGUUUUUGAUAUGACUUGUAUCCUUAUUAUAUGACUUAUGUCUGUCACUGCUUGUGGGGAUGGUGUGUAUUGUCACAGGUUGUUAUUUUUCUGUACUGUAUCACCUCUGCACUCAUGACAAUCAUAAACAACAUUGCACUUAACCUCAACAUCUGCUUUUAUUUUAAUGGGUUAAUUAAAAAAAUAACUGUCACAAAAUUACAUGUUUCAUAUGUAACUAAAACACAGCAAUUUGAUGCUGUUUAGUAUGAAGGUUUUUAUGUAGCGGCUGCAAAUAGAUCAGCGGUUUUUAGGUCAAUUUAUUGUGUAUUAAACAUCAAAUCAAAUAACAAUAUCCCAUUUUUUAAGGUAAUGUUUGAGUGAUAUUUAAGUAUUAAAAUUCAUCUGUUUGUUUGUAUGGAUAUUGACUUGAAAGACAUCAGAUCUUACAGAUGUUUGCCUUGUCAUCGUUUAUGGUUUAUGCAGCUACAGCAUGUAGCAUAAAGGUAAUUCAUUUCUGUUAACUGUUGGCCAUCAUUAGCCACAUUGUAUUUGUUUUCAAACUGAAUAUAAAAUAAUAUUCCAUUUCUGAACAUCAUUAUUCCAUUUCCUUUAAAAAUAUUAUCACCAGCUGUAAAUCAAGGUCUAAGAUACUGUAUAUCCAGAAUAAGCAUAUCUGUUAUGAGAGCAUUCUUGGCUGAAAAGUACGACAUAUUUUCAGUAUGUGUCAUUUUAAUCAUCUUUAGCACUUCAAUUUCAGUUUGUUUGUUUUAAUGCCUUAUUCAAUUGUAUAUAGCAGUUUGUCUUGGACAGAUUGUUUUAGAGGUUUUUGGCAGACACCAGUGUGAUUGUAAUCAUAAGUGGUCAUGCAAAUAUUGACAUUUCUCAAUAUCAGGCUUGUUUUUCAUAAAAAUUGCUUGAAUUAUUUAAUAGUUCAAUUGUGCUCCACAGUUCUUACUUGUGUUCUUCUGUUUUCUAACGUAUCUAUAAUAUAAGGUUUGUUGAUUAUAUUUAAACGGGACAGUAAAUCAAUAACUGAUGUAUGGACAGAUAUUUAAGGAUUUUCUAGCAUUAAUGCUUAACAAUCUUUCUUGCGUGCUCUCAUUUAAAAAAAAACAACAACACUUUUGUAUUUACCCCCUUACGAACACAUUUUAAUUUUCUAUGGUUUUAACACAGGCAGGCUGGUGUACGUUAUAAGAUGCCUAAUGUUUUUGUUUUCAACCUGUCAGAGAUGGUUUUUAUAGGUGUUGUAAUGCCAUGUGAUAAGAUUUGUUGUAUGUGUAUUUUCAUACGAGUGCAUAUAAUUGUUUUCCUCCAUUUUUAUCUGUCUGUGCAACCCAGAAAAAUUGUGCAUGAACUAGCUUAUGCAUUUUGUUAAAUGCAAUACACAUGCAGAUUUUAAAUAUUGUGGCUUGAGCAAGAAAAUAUACAUAUAUGCACAGAUGUAUACACUGUGUGUGUAUGAAUGACACCAGACCGAAGCAAAAAAAAUUAUAAUAGCAGUACAUUUCUGGUAUUGAUCCUGUUGUGUAUCUUGUGGAGCAAGCAAUGACCUCAGUGUGUAGUAAAUUAAAGCGUUUUUUUUUUAUUAUU